Molecule: messenger RNA, 3466 nt
Organism: Oryzias melastigma (Indian medaka)
Lineage: Eukaryota; Metazoa; Chordata; Actinopteri; Beloniformes; Adrianichthyidae
Product: tyrosine-protein kinase ZAP-70
Exons: 12
Coding region: 952-2727 (591 amino acids)
Biological process (GO): cell differentiation; cell surface receptor protein tyrosine kinase signaling pathway; protein phosphorylation
Cellular component (GO): cytoplasm; extrinsic component of cytoplasmic side of plasma membrane
Molecular function (GO): non-membrane spanning protein tyrosine kinase activity; ATP binding; signaling receptor binding
Source: RefSeq, a predicted model, not a curated record
AGCAGGGGGUCAGGCUGCAGACGGCUCUUACUUCCUGUGGCUGCAGAACGCCUCUGCUUGGUUGUCCACUGUGGAUGUGGGCAGAAUCCUGAGCACAGAGUCAGGAAACUGAGGUUUUACAUCUUGUUUUUAUUCCAUUUUAUGAAGCCAAGUUAAAAGGAACCAAAAAUUGCAAGUGUGAGUGAGUAUAUCCACUUUGGUGCGCACAGAGAAAUACUGCGAAGACAGGACGUGUGCAACAUCCUAUGUAGUUGAUUGAAGUCUGGAGGUCGCGUGUGUCAUCAUCACAUACAUGUUCCAGACUGCAUCAUUUGAUCUUUCAGUCAUUUCUUAAGCUCUGAAAGCUUCAGAACCCUCAACACAAUGAAAGUGACAGUUUUCUAGAAUAAAUUAGCACGCUGCGCCUCUUCCCCCUCCACAUAGAGGAAAAUGUCACUGGCUUUCUGAAGUGGAAUGCUCCAGAACCAGACAGCACCUGUUCAACGGAAGAACAGCGUGUUGGAGAAACGAGGCUGUGAGGGCGGACUGUGACUUCCUGUUGUGGCUUUUGUCAAUCUGCAAACUUGAUGCAAUCUUAUCUGGUGGGCGCCUUAUGCUUAAGGUCCUUUCCAAGAGAACAUCUUCCUCAGAUUUCAUUUGUUCGGAGCGUCUAGGUACUAAAAUAUUGCUGCUUUAAGUUUGUUUUCAGUGCUAUUUUAGCACAACUAGGACAAGAAAAAAAGGUGAGGAUAUUUAAUUGUUUUUUUCUGUUUUUUUUAAUAAUUGGGCAAAUAAGAGGGAAUUGUUUGGUUGAAUUGAGUGGAACAGGAUGUGACCAAAAAGGUCAAAGGUCACAGAUGAGAUUUUCAUCUAUGAAUAUUCAUUAAAGACGCACACUUUUCUGCCUCUCUAGUUUCCUGAUCUCAGCUUUAUCCAGGGCUUUCCCGACCAGCCGACAUCCCAGGUGUCAGGAUGUCCGUCGACCCCGCCAUCGAGCUGCCUUUCUUCUAUGGAAGCAUCAGUCGCUCGGAUGCGGAGCAGCAGCUGAAACUGGGCGGCAUGGCCGAUGGCCUCUUCUUGCUCCGACAGUGUCUCCGUAAUCUUGGCGGCUACGUCUUGUCGGUUGUGUGGAACCUGGAGUUUCACCACUACUCCGUAGAGAAGCAGCUGAACGGGACUUACUGCAUCGCCGGAGGGAAACCUCACUGCGGGCCGGCGGAGCUCUGCGAGUUCUACAGCAAAGAUCCAGACGGUCUGGUGUGCAUCCUGAGGAAACCUUGUCUGCGCCCUUCAAACACAUCAAUCAAGAUGGGGGUGUUUGACAAAAUAAGAGUGAACAUGUUGAGGGAAUAUGUCAGACAGACCUGGAACCUGGAGGGGGAGGCCAUGGAGCAAGCCAUCAUCAGUCAAGCUCCUCAGCUGGAGAAGCUGAUCGCCACAAUAGCCCACGAGAAGAUGCCUUGGUUUCACGGUAAAAUCAACCGCCUCGAAGGAGAGAGGCGUCUUUACUCUGGAGCACAACCAGACGGGAAGUUUCUAGUCAGAGAAAAAGACGAACCCGGGACCUUUGCUCUUUCUGUAAUGUACGGCAAAACUGUUUACCACUAUCAGGUCGUCCAGGAUAAAUCAGGGAAGUUGUCUGUACCUGAAGGGACCAAGUUUGACACAAUCUGGCAGCUAGUUGAGUAUCUGAAGAUGAAACCUGAUGGUCUGGUAACCGUCCUUGGAGAGUCAUGCGUCAACGGAAGACCUUCUGAUCAUACGCCCAGUGUUCCUGCUACGAGGAGAUCAAAUGGAUACACACCGCCACCUAAAGCUGCAGCUGAAGCUCUGCCCAUGGACUUUGCCGGAUUCAACCCCUACCACAACCCAAAUGACAUCAAGAAGUUUAACAUUAGCAGGGAGAAGCUGCUGAUGGACGAGGUGGAGCUCGGCUCCGGAAACUUUGGCUGCGUCAAGAAGGGAGUCUUGAUAACAGAAACAGGUCAUGUAGACGUCGCCGUCAAAGUGCUGAAGAGUGAAAAUGAGAAGCUGGUGAAAGACGAGAUGAUGAGGGAGGCAGAGAUCAUGCACCAGCUGAGUAACCCCUUCAUCGUGCGCAUGCUCGGCCUGUGCCAAGGGGACAAUCUGAUGCUGGUCAUGGAGAUGGCCGCUGCUGGUCCUCUCAAUAAGUUCCUCUCCACCAAGAAAGAUACUAUAACCGUGGAGAACAUUGUCAACUUACUGCACCAAGUAUCAAUGGGGAUGAAGUAUCUGGAGGAGAAGAACUUUGUUCACAGAGAUUUGGCCGCUCGGAACGUCCUACUGGUUAACCAACAGUUUGCAAAGAUCAGCGACUUCGGACUCUCCAAAGCUUUGGGAGCAGAUGACAACUAUUACAAAGCUCGUACUGCAGGCAAAUGGCCCCUGAAAUGGUACGCUCCAGAGUGCAUAAACUUCCACAAAUUCUCCAGUAAAAGCGACGUGUGGAGUUUCGGCGUCACCAUGUGGGAGGCCUUCACCUAUGGAGGGAAGCCCUACAAGAAAAUGAAAGGCCCAGAAGUGAUCGCCUUCAUUAAAAGUGAAAAGCGCAUGGAGAAACCAGCAGCCUGUCCAGACAGGAUGUAUGCAGUGAUGUUGGAGUGUUGGACGUACAGUCACGAAGACCGCCCUGACUUCAAGAAAGUUGAGGAGUCCAUGAGGACGUAUCAUUACUCCAUAUCCAACAAGCCUAAAACCGAGGAAGCCAAUGGAGAGCCUGUGAAGUAGACAGAAAGAGGCACAUUCUACCCCCUCGCUGUGAAAGAGUCUUUUCAACCGAUCAUUAAACUACCAAAACAAAGGGUGUUUUAUGAGCGCUGCACACUGACCAGCUUUGACCACGGUGCAGAUUUAGCUAAACAGGCCCGACAGCAAUAAAUGUGCAUUUGUAAAUCGAAUCUCUGUGUUCCGGCUGUGGAAGGAGGGUCUUUGUCGUGGUUUGAAUGUUAAGUGGAUUUUUAACAGUGAUUUUUUACUUUUAAAGACUAAAUAGGUAGAAAAAAGUUUUAUUAUAUUUUUGUGUGUUUUGUUGCAUUAUUAAAAUGUGUUACUACCAUUUUUUGAAGUUCUAUAUGUGAAAAAGGCUGAAAAAAUACCCAAUAUUUGAACUUGAGUGAAAUUUAAGCCACUUUGUUAUAAGUUUGAUGAAUCUGUGACAUAAAAGAGUGUGUAAUAUAAUGUUUUGUUAAGAUACCAGCUCUUCCAACAAUUUAAAAUUGUACCAUUGUUAUUUAUUGGGGUAGUCAGAAUUUAAAAAUCAAUAACAUUAUGAUCCAUAAUUGUUUGACAGAAAAUAUUGUGCUAUUUUGUAAGUGGUUAAUGACAUAAAUGAGGUUGGGAUGGCUAGUGUCACACUGUCACAGGAAAGGCUUCUUUGCUGCCAGGCAACCAGUGACUAUAAAAAGAGAGUACACAGAAGUCGCCAAAUGAUUUUUCAAAAUAAAAGCUUUUCAAAUCUGCACGUGGA